Zychaea mexicana is the source of this 246-nucleotide messenger RNA. RefSeq lists its product as uncharacterized. The transcript has 2 exons. The record is from RefSeq and is a predicted model, not a curated record. Lineage: Eukaryota; Fungi; Mucoromycota; Mucoromycetes; Mucorales; Lichtheimiaceae. Bases 1 to 246 code for a protein of 81 amino acids.
AUGCCUCCAGGCAAAAGCCAGAAUACAGAAGCAUUUGAAAGGAGCAGUGUAUUACUGGUGACGUACGUUGGCUGCCCUGUCGAUGAAGAUUAUAUGAUCAAGUUGGGAAACGCGCCCCAUCCGUUUCAACAGCGAGACAAGAAGAAGCGUCUUGGUCACUACUUGUAUGCAGUUAUUACGGUUGCCUUUUUCAAUACGUGCAUUAUAAAUUGCUGCAGCGCAGCUGCAUUGACAUCCGGCUGUUGA